AUGUACAAAUACAGCUUUCUAAAGAAGGAUAAACUCACUGAGGAAGCAAAACAAGCCUGUGUCAUCUUGCAGAUAGACCCGGCUCUUCUGCAGGCAAAGCCUGAAGAAGCCUUCCUAAAGGAAGGCGUUUCAAAGAAGGUUGCGGAGACAAGACACUAUCAUUAUCAGAUGAAAAGGAAACAAUUUCUUGAUGAGAUCAGUGAUUAUUUAAGAGACCUCUCUAAUAAAGGCAACAGUAAAGGUUUCAUGAGGAGCAAGUUUGUAAGUCAUGAAAUUAAGAAAGCCAAAAUUAGUAGCCAGAGAAGCUCCCCCUACUUCUCAACUGUAAAACCUGAUAUUCCGUUAAGAGAACCUCUUGGAGAAGAAAGUAGGAGGAAGAGACAGUUGGCUAAAAAUAUACUUGAUCAAGAGUUAAAAUAAGCUAGUGACUAAAAAUAAAAAGGAUCAAGAGGAUAGAAUUAACAGAACCAUGAAAUACGGCUCUCCGAAAAGGAAGACCAAGUGGAAAUUAGAAGAUAAUCAGGAGAAAAUCCUUAAACAGAAAGAGAAGCGCAUGCAAGCCAAGAUUCGCGCUGAGCAAGAAGCCAAGAGACGUGAGAGCACCAUCCUAAAUAACUUCAAAAAGCAUGAGAAGAGACGUAUUGAGUCUUUGAAGAAGAUCAAUAAUUCUAUCUCUCAGCAGCAUGAAGUCUACAAAAAUGAUCAAAGGCAUUAUCUUGAAAUCAGGAAUAUGUCAGUCUCCAACAAAUUAGAGGAAGAAAAAUAAUGUACAAACAGCUCUGGAAAAAUUUGAUAGAAAAAUGAAAUAAAUUUGAACAGAAUAAGCUCAAGUACCAACAAAAUCAGCUGAAGGAUCGACACAGGAGGAACUUGAUCUCUCCAAAUGUUCAUAUGAACUCUGCCAUUCAGAGAGUUCCAAAUCUCACUCAGAAAGGAGAUACCAAUGGGGAUGAGAUCACUCAGCGAAAGAAAUUAGAGCAAUCAUUUAAGAAUCAAAUCAUGCAUAAGAAAAAGCGAGAUAGACAUUUCUUAGAAAUCAGACGUGCUCAACAAGAACGACUUGCUAAAGAGCAUGAGAGGUUUAAGGUCAAUAUAAAGCAGAGGGAUAUAGAUCUCCAACAUCGUAACCAAAUGCUGAUGAAGCGGAUAAGGGAGAAAUCAAGCAUGAUCUCUCAAGAACUGCAAGAAGAGCAAGAACUUAAACGAGAGAAUCAAAGAUUACGAAAGAAAAACCUUGUGUUGAACAAGAGAAGGACUAAAGCCCUUGAGUCAAAUUACAAAGACCAGCUGAUAGAUCAUCUUCUUGAAAAGAAGGAUAGAGCUGUGCGAGCCAGAGAAAGGAGCCAGACUGCAGGUUUUUUCAACUCUUUGAGCACUGGAGUUCUUUAG
This is a messenger RNA of Moneuplotes crassus, 1389 nucleotides long. The record is from the annotation of a GenBank genome assembly. Lineage: Eukaryota; Ciliophora; Spirotrichea; Euplotida; Euplotidae.